UUUGGACAUUGUUGACAUCUUUUUGGACAUGUUUACAAAACGAAAAUGGGCGAAGAAGGAGGCGGACUUUGUAGCGGACGGCGACGAGGAAGAGGCAGGGUUGGAGGGCGGAGGAGACGGUCUGCGGGGGUCAUCUCACUCCAGUCCUGUCGUGAAAUCUUCAAGAGGUCGCUGUAGGCACCGGGGACAAAAGAAAGGAGGUGAUAGGAGCAGGUCACCCCACAGUCCAGCUUCUAGGACUGGAGGAGCAAAGCAGGAAUUUUUGAGGCGGUCAACGCGGGUACCUAGGCCACCACAGUGUCUCACAGAGAAGGAUGUCUCCAUGGAGGGGGACAGCGCUGAGGAGAAUGGGGCAGUGAGUGAAGGAGAGACAAUCCCCUCACAUUCACCUGAUAUGAAUUCGAGAGGCGGGCCAUCUGGUGGCCACAGUCGCAGCCACUGUAGUCACAGGGGGGGCACUUUCAGGAGCCACUUACCACCUAGUCUCACUUCCAGGGCAUGGAGGACGGAAGAGGAUCCUGAUGUAGCCCCACCAAAACUGAAGUUCAUUCCCAGGCGGACACCAGGAAUCCAAGCUCCUCUAAAUAUUGGGACACACACUCCACUCGACAUUUUCUCCUGUUUUUUUGAUGCAGAGGUGUUGAGUUUACUGUGCUCCAGCACAAACAAAAGAGCUUUUCGACACCUGGAGAGAGGGACAAAGUAUCAGUGGAUGGACAUAACCCCUGAGGAGCUGAAGAAAUUCAUUGGCCUUCUGCUCUACAUGGGAGUGAUGAAUCUCCCUAAAAUGACAGACUACUGGAGAAAGCAGACCAUUUUUGAAGUGCCCUUUCCUGCUACUGUCAUGCCACGGGACAGGUUUAAGAGCAUUUUGUCAUUUUUCUGCAUUAGUGACAGUGCAGAAGAUGUCCAUAAUGACCUAGCCAGAGGAACUGAGGACUAUGACCUCCUUCACCAUGUCCAGCCACUGUUUGACAUGCUGCGGACCCGCUGCAUGGCUGUCUACCACCCUCGGCAGCACAUUUCGGUGCAUGAACGGAUGGUAGCCACCAAAGCAAGGCUGUCACUGAAGCAGUACAUGAGGGACAGGGCUAUAAAGUGGGGCCUGAAAUUUUUUGUGUUGGCGGACAACAAUGGCUACACGGUCGACUACCAGCUGUACACCGGAAAGUCCAAAUCCCAAGGCUCAGUGAAUGGACUUUCAUUUGAUGUUGUUUCCUCCCUUGUCAACAAGGACUACUUGGGUAGUGGGUAUAUUGUCUAUUGUGACAAAUUUUACACCAGCCCACAACUAUUCCGCCACCUGGGUCAGCAAGGAUUCGGAGCCUGUGGAACUUACAGGCAAGGGAGGAUUGGGGUUCCCACGUCACCGGAGAACGCCCUGACAAAGAGAUCGCCACGAGGGUCCAUUCGCUGGUUGAGGGAUGGGGACCUUUUGUUUGUGAAGUGGAUGGACACAAAGGAGGUGUCCAUGUGUACAAAUGUCCACUCAGUGUUCACUGGAGAGACGGUGCUGCGGUGGACGAAGAAGGCAGAUGGCACAUGUGAACAGGUGCCUAUCCCCAGGCCCACAGCGGUGGGUGAGUACAACCGCUACAUGGGAGGAGUGGACACAUCAGACCAGCUGCUGAAAACCAACACGGCCCACAGGAAAAUGAGGAGGUGGUACAUCACAGUUUUUCAGCACAUGUUGGACAUUGCUGUCACCAACAGCUUCAUCAUUUCAAAAGAGCUGUCGACUAUCCGUGGCGAGAGACCCCCCACAAGGCAGGAUUUUCAGGAGAAGCUCACAUCACAGCUUUUAGGAGUUGCUCUCAAAACACAGCCCAAAGGGCCCGCAUCUAACCACCUCCCUGUCCCUACCAGCUAUGGACAGUCAAAGAGCCAAAGGGCCAGCCUGGGACGGCGUCAGUGUGUGCUCUGCAGACGCUGCACUCCGUGGCAGUGUGAGGAGUGUGAUAUGGGACUUUGCAUGCAGCUGGACAGGAACUGUUUCAGGAUGUAUCACACUACUAAUUUUGUGAAUUAACAUAUAUAAUGUUUCACUGUUCAUGUUUAUUUUUCAAUUCAUUUUGUAAUUGAAUGUAUAUAUAUUGCAUUUUGCAUGUGUUCAUUUAGUUUUUAAUUUCCUCUUUACUGAAAGAAUCAAAAAGAAUUUUC
Messenger RNA from Periophthalmus magnuspinnatus, 2160 nucleotides. Its product is annotated as piggyBac transposable element-derived protein 4-like. Lineage: Eukaryota; Metazoa; Chordata; Actinopteri; Gobiiformes; Gobiidae. The transcript has 3 exons. Bases 29 to 2029 code for a protein of 666 amino acids. The record is from RefSeq and is a predicted model, not a curated record.